UCCGCUGACCGAUCCAUAAUAAAAUAUCAUGUGAUAAUGUAUCGCUUGUAGUUUUGAUAACAACAUAUGUGCAACUUAGUAUUUUGCCUAGAAAAACUCCUUCAAAAGUUAUUAUUCAUUUUGGUUGAAAAUUACUUUUACGUUGACGUUUUGUUUUAUUUGUUUGUGUAAUUUUUAGAGUUUUUUAAACAUGAAUUUACCAGCAUUAGCAAGAGCUAGUAAGUAUAAUAAUUGCUUUUGUAUACAAUUUAAUUAUAAAUUAAGAACUAAUUAAUUUCUUAUUAUUACCCAGACCAAAAACUUAUGAAAUUAAAAUUGUUCGUCAUGUAAAUAAAGUCCAUAAAAAAAUAAAAGUAACAAUUUUAAUCAGUUUAAAUUACCAAUCAUAUUUAACAAAUGUAUUCUAAAUGAUCUGUUUCAACUUAUUUAUUAAACUAGGAACAUACCUAUUAUACUGUUAAUUAUUUAUCUUUUAAACAUGUAUGUUAUUGAUCAAUAUUUAUGUUACUUAACAGGUAUGGUAUAGAUUAUGAAGAUAUUUAUUGUUAUUGUUUUAGGUAAUGCUGUUUUGCGGUCAUCUACUUUAGUUCCAUUGAGAUUAUCAGCCCGAACCAAUUAUAUAAAUGUGAAUAGAGAUGAUGAAUUUGAAAAUUUAAGUUGGGGACGCAUGACAGAUCAGGCUAUCUCUUAUGCGUUUAUGACUGAAAUUUGUAGAGGUAAUUAAGCUUGUAGAUAAUUAUGAACAAUUAUUUACAGUAAAGUAAUAAAAUGGGACCAACAAAUUUAAAUAAUAAAAUAAAUAAAUUUUGUUAUUUUUUUUUUUAUGACAUUAACUAUUAAUUUUUUAUUCCGUAAAUAAAAUCAUUAUUGGUUUUCUAAUUUGAAGUUAGGUACUUAGGUAUCUUUAUAUAUUUUCUUAGUGGUGAAACUAGCAAGAUUAAUUAUUCAUUUAUUAAACACUUGUAAUAUAAGUAUACUUACCACAAAAGAAAAAAUGUAUACACGAUAAUUAAAAGUUUAGUCAUUGUUAAAAACUACAUUCAUCUUAUAAUGACAUUGUUUCUUCUUAAUCCUAACUAUUCGUCGUCCACCCUUGUUUUUUACUUCCACUUGACCAGAUCCCCUGCAUCGUCCUUGCAUAAACCCGCUGUCCUUAUAUAAUUUGAUCCUCAAUUGCACCCAACCACAUUAUUUUUGAUCUUCUUGUCUUCUUUCCUCUUACAUCCAUUUUUGUUAAAUUUCUUACUGCUUCUGAUUCCUCUCCUUAUGACAUGCCCAAACUAUCUCUGUCUAUUUUCCAUUAUUUUGUCCACUAUCGACAUCACAUCUCAGUUACCUCUUAUGUACUCAUUUCUUCUUAUCAUAUCUUAUUCUGUCACUCCAUUUAUUUACCCAAGUAUUUUCAUCUCUGCUACACUUAUUCUCAUUUAACUUACUCUUACUUUGAAAUUUUCCGUUAUUCCACAUAUACUUAUUACUCGUAAUUUAGGCUAUCAUCUGUCAAACUAACACUAUCUUGUAACUCCUGUUCUCAUUAAUGCCCACAUCAGAACCUCUCUCAGCACUUUUAUGGUAAUAGGAAAAAAAGAACAAAAAUUUAAAAUCUUUAAAUUAGUAAUUAACAUAUCUAUAUAUAUGAUUAUUAAUUAUUGAUGACACUCAGACACGUACAUAAAAAUAAAAAUUGAGAGGGGGAGUUCAUACAAAUUUACAAUAAUUAAUUUUUAUGUUAAAAUAUUAAAUUUAUAUAAAUAAAUUACACAACUAUUAAUUUUCAGUUGAAUUACUCGCUGUAUACGUGCCUGGUGACAUUGUACUAGACUGUAAUUUAUAAUAAUUAUCCAGUAUAAAUUUUAUUUUAUUAGGUCUUAAUAUGGUUUCCAGUUUCUAUAUUAUAUAAUAUUAUAAUAUUAACUUAUAAAUUGGGAAAGUAUCUAUAGCUUAAGUGGUAAAUUUUACUGUUGUGAUGUUCUGUGAAUUGAGUGAAGUCUGUUGACAUUCAUAGGUAUACGUGAAAAGUUUAGUAAAUAUUAUUCUGUACUUUUAUUUAAGUGAACAUUUGUUGUAGAGUCACAUACAUUUUAUUUUAAUGGACAUUUUUAAAUUUAAUAAUGGUGGUGAGGUGAUAGGCUUUGAAGAGUAUACUUGUACAACCAAGUCCUUGGGGAAAAAACUAUUUUACUUGGUAAUGUUUACCAAAGAAUACUACAAAUUGUCCUGAAAUCCUAAGAACUAGUAUUCUAAAAACUGACCAUUCUAUAACAACUAAGCAUAAUCAUGUUGCAAGUGAAUCUGAUAUCAAUGUACCUUCUAAAGGCUUUAAUGUACUCUGUUACUGAUUAUUAAUAGUCAUGAUAGUAAAUUACUAUUUUAAAGAUUUUAAUUUAUUCUUUUUUUUCCCUUGAUCUUAUUUUCUGUUGUUCUUUUAGAUUCUAAGCAAAGUGAGUUAAGUUUUACAACGAUGUUUAUUUUAUUUUAUUUUUUUUUUUUAUCUACAGUAUACAAUUUCUGUUAGAAAUCUUGCUCUAAUUUUCAAGUACCUUUUUUAAAAAAAAGAAAACAUUUUUUAUCUAGUUGGUACUUUACAAAGGUAAUUUUUUGAUUUUCCAAGCAGUUUUCAUAAUAAUUGGAAAAAACACUGGACAAUUUACGAAAAUAAUGAUUUUAUUAUAUUAUAUUAAAUUUUAAUUUAUUUUUUUGUAAUUCAGUUUAAAAUAUUCAGAGAUUUGAAAUUCAUACAGAAAACAUAUGUUUGCCUUUUAUAGAUUUACUAAAAUUUUCAAAAAAUUUGAGAAAUUCUUGAGCUUUUUAUAAAAAUGUAAAUUUUAUGAGUUUUUUACAUAAUUUGUAUUUGGUAGGUAAUUUGCAGAUAAAAUUAUUAAACCAAACAAAUAUACUUGACAAUUUAACAGGAGGUUCAUUAUAAGUUAUACUUAGGGGUCAACAAGAAAAAGUUGAGUUUAAUAUAGUAUUUUUUUUUUUUUUUAUAAGAAUUUUAAUAUCAAAUUUUGACAAAAAUUGUAAAUAUUAUUGCUUUUUAAAACAUUUACAACUGAACUGCGCCCAGAAUCUUUUUUUUUUUUUUUAGCAAUGAUUAAUUGUUUCAUCCAGAUAAGCAUUCAAUUCCACUCUAUAUCCUACCCUUCCAACUUUUCACCUACAACAGUAGUCCAUUCAUUGUGGGAAGUAUGUCCAUUUCUUUUUCCAUUGGUCUUUUUUGUUUGUUCCUUUUUUCCCUGAUAUUUUUUUCCAAGAUUCUUCUAUUAUAAACUUUCUCAAAAUCUAUAAAAACCAUACAUUGGUUUUUCUUUCUGUACUUUUCUAUAAUUUGUUUCACACAAAACACCGGUUCCAUCGUUGAUCUCUCUGGCAUAAAAACCCAACUGGUUCUUAGUUAUGAAUGUCUCACUUCUAAUUUUUUUUUCUAUAAUUUUUAUCUGUAUUCAUACUAUGAUUUGUUAAUUCCACCUCAAUGAUGAUGCUUAUUGUAAGUAAAUCAAAAUAUUGUAAUAUUCUUAUUCUGUAAAAAUAUUCAAUUACGCUAUACAAAUUACAUUUUUAUUUUUAUUAUGUAUUAUCAUAUAUAUAAUAACAUAGAAUUUCUUUCUCUAUCUGUCUGUACUAUACUGGCUAUAGCAACUACUACUAUUACUAUUAUAAGGUAUUUUUUCAAUAGUCUUUUUUUAGACUAAAAAUUAGUCUAGUUCAGCAAUGAUAAACCAAGAUGAGGGCAAAACCUACAGUGAUUUUUUUUUUGUAGGGAAAGGACAUUUAAAGUCUAGUUAUUUUCUAGUAGUUUGUAAAAAUUCAAAAGAUUGACAUUUACAAAAAGAUAAAAUAUCCAUGACUCAGUAAUUGGGUGAUGAUAGUUUAUCUUAGUUUGCUGUCUUUAGUAUACAAUAGUAAUAUACUUAUUUAUUAGAGAUGUAUGUAGUAUGUACAUUAUAUUUAUUUUAAUUUUAAAACUAAAUUAAAUGGAGUUUAGAAUUAAAACUUGUAUGCUUGUUCACAUCUUUUUCAAAAAUUAUGUUUUAAAUUUCUUAGUAGUUUGUUAAAAGUAAUUAAAUAAAACAUACAUUUCUGUAAAAUUUGAACUUUAUUGAAAAAUAGAAAGAAACUUAAAAUAUAUUAUAUUACUAAAUGCUGUUAUAAAAAUAUGUUUAAUUUAUAUAGGUUCUGCUGUAGCUUUGGCUCAUUUUUUCAAAGAACCAGCAACUAUUAACUAUCCAUUUGAAAAGGGACCUCUGUCUCCGCGUUUCAGAGGAGAACAUGCUCUUAGACGUUACCCAUCUGGUGAAGAAAGAUGCAUUGCCUGUAAACUCUGUGAAGCUAUUUGUCCAGCUCAGGUAAAAUUACAAUUUUAAUUCGUAAUUAUAAGAAUAUAAUAUUAAUAUUGGGUUACAGCCAUGGUUUAUUAGAUAAUCAUGGUCACAAUUAUUUUAAUUCUUUGUAAAAUUAAUCUAGUCUAUGAACUGGAUGUCUUGAUUAUACAAUUAAUUAGAUCAUGAAUUUGAAUGAAAAUACAUAAGACACUGGAUUUUAAUAAAACUAACAUUGUACAUUUUCUGUAAUAUAGUAUGUUGGUUUCUACAUAUUAUAAUAUUAUAAUAUCAUUAUUUUGCUAACCUUUUUUUUUUUUAAAUUUUAUUUUUACACUAAUUUUUCAAAAUUAAAACUACAUGUGUUCUAACUAUUAGGUAACUUUAAUAAUAAAUUAUUCCACUAUUAUUUGUUUUUAAAAUAAUUUACAUUAAAAAUUAUAUUGUCAAAUGCUAACAAAUUUUCUAUAUGAGGAAGUAAUGUAUUCAAUAUAAAUUGGUUGACAUACUAAAGUCAAUUGAAUUAAGUAUUGUUAUCAAUACUAAUGUGAGGUCCAGCAAUAUAAUUACACAAAGUAUACAACAUAUUUAUUUAUUUCAUGUUAAUACUACUAAUAAGUAGGUUUAUUAAUAUUUCCUAUUUGGAUAAAUUUGACUAUCUAGGAAUCCAGCUCAUAAAAAUAUUGAAUUGAGUAAAUGUAUACAUUAUAUUUGUAACACAUUAUUUUUUAUUUUUUUUGGUAGGCCAUUACUAUUGAAGCUGAAGAAAGAGCUGAUGGAAGCCGACGUACUACACGCUAUGAUAUUGAUAUGACUAAAUGUAUCUACUGCGGUUUUUGCCAAGAAGCAUGCCCUGUAGAUGCCAUUGUUGAAGUAAAAUAUAAUUCUUUACAUUAUGAUAUAUUUUUUGCAUUCAAUCUACUUUAUAUAUGUAUAUUGCAUUUUGUACCAAUUUUUUUUCAGGGUCCAAAUUUUGAGUACGCUACUGAAACUCAUGAAGAACUUUUGUACAACAAAGAAAAAUUAUUAAACAAUGGUGAUAAAUGGGAAUCAGAGAUUGCUGCUAAUAUACAUGCUGAUCACUUAUACCGCUAAUAAUAAUAAUAAUAAACAUAUAUUAUAUGUUAUAGUUUUUUUUUUAGUCAUAAAACUGAUGCCUAAUAAAAACAUUAUUUGUUUAUAUAUUCAUUUUUUAUCAUAUUUUUUUUUUAUCUUCAAGAAAGUUAUGAAAAAAUAACAAUAGAUUAAGUGGUCUUUAGUAAAUUUAUUAAUGUCAGAAUAAAUAUUACUCAAAAUUAGUGUUCAAUUAUUUGAUAUGAUUAAAAUUUAAAAAUGUUAUUAUAUUUUGUUUUAUUGAUCACUAAACAAAGAAUUCAAUAGCUUAUGAUUCUAAUCAUAAAGACAUUGAAAAAUGAAAAUUUUUUUUAUGGCAUAUAUUUAGUCUGUUUAAAACUUAACUAAAUACUAAACCAGUAUUUUUGAUACUGUUCUCCAAUGAAUAGCUCAACAAAAAUAUAGAUGAUAACAUUAUAAUAUGUGAAUUGUGCUUUGUACAGUAGUAUUAUUUUUGUCAAAGUGAUUGAAAACUGUGAUUUUUAAUUACCACACACGCAACAAAAAUAUUUAGUUGAUUUUACUUAAUAAUAAUAUUUGUUUUG
This is a messenger RNA of Cinara cedri, 5977 nucleotides long. The record is from the annotation of a GenBank genome assembly. Lineage: Eukaryota; Metazoa; Arthropoda; Insecta; Hemiptera; Aphididae.